Trematosphaeria pertusa is the source of this 1770-nucleotide messenger RNA. RefSeq names its product phosphoglycerate mutase-like protein. NCBI's taxonomy places the organism in Eukaryota, Fungi, Ascomycota, Dothideomycetes, Pleosporales, Trematosphaeriaceae. Gene Ontology annotation, biological process: dephosphorylation. The record is from RefSeq and is a predicted model, not a curated record. Gene Ontology annotation, molecular function: phosphatase activity. Bases 1 to 1770 code for a protein of 589 amino acids. The transcript has 2 exons.
AUGCUGGCCCUUUUCCUCGCAGUCAUGGCCGCGGCCUGGCUGAUCGAAGCGGCCAAUGACAACGAACUGCACCAUAAUUUUGGGGCUGUCGCUUUCAUCCGAGCUGGGGAACGAACGCCGUUGCUAAAGCCCGACACGCCCGUCCUGACUGCCUUGGGUGCGCAGCAGAUGCAUGAGCUAGGACAGAACUUCAGAGGCAGAUACAUCUACGAGAUGGAUAGCCCAAUCGGACUUGGCGUUCAAAAUAUCGACGGAAUGUCGGUCGACCUUUUGCAGAACGAUCAGCUCUUCAUCCAGACAAUCGACAAGCCAUAUCUUGUAUCCGCCGCGCAGGCCUUUAUGCAGGGAUUGUACCCUCCUUACUCCCUCAAUGUUACCCGGAAUGGGCCACUCGCCGAUGCUACUGGCCUCCUGGCCAAUGGCACAUCAGUCGAUGCCCCGAUGGGUGGCUAUCAGUAUCCCAAUAUCCAGACUCUUAGCGAUCUCGACCCGCAGAGCGUUUACAUUGCUGGAGCCCAAAAUUGCCCCGCGUCGCAGCUGGACUCCGCAAUGUACGAGACGACGGAAGCUUUCAUGAAUACCCAAACGGCCGAGAGGUCGUUCUACCAAUCGCUCGACAUGGAUUGGUUUGAUGGAAAUAUUCGCGAGAGUUCGCUGGACUAUCGCUAUGCUUAUGAGAUAUACGAUUACCUCUCGUACGCCUACGUGCACAAUACGGACACUAUGGAGAAGCUCUCCAACGACAGCACCUACGCUGGGGUCUUUGACCGACUUCGAUAUCUGGCGGAUGGUAGUUCCUGGUAUAGAUACGGCAACUACUCUUCUUCCACCGGGGGCGACGGUGACCGAGCAAUGGCGGGCAAGACACUCGCCGCUCUCAUACUCGGCCAACUCCAAAAGAUUGUAUUGAAUAACGGCAAUACGACUAACGGCGUUGCGAAGCCGCUAACUCUUCUCUUCGGUGAACACGAAGCCUUCAUCUCCCUUUUCUCCUUGAUCAUGGUCGACUAUCUGCACGACAACUUCCAUGCCGUCCCGCCACCGGCUUCUGCCAUGAUCUUCGAACUCUUUACAGUUCAGCGAGACGAUGCCUUCCCUUCGGAUCAGGACGAUCUUUGGGUCCGGUUUUACUUCCACAAUGGCACUGCUCCAAAUGGUACUGCCACAUUCAAUGGUCAGCUACAGGCUUUCUCCAUCUUCGGUAACGGCCCGUCACAUAUGGAUCUUACGUGGACUGAGUUCCAGGACAUGAUGAGUCGCGUCAUGACGAAUCAGCUCUCAGAUUGGUGUAGCCAGUGCAGCUCGGGCUCGCUGUUCUGCUGGGGCGUCGACAACUCGACCAUCGCGAUCACGCUUGCUGCACAAAACAAGAAGCAGCUCUCUCCUGCUGUCGCCGGCGUCAUCGGUGCAGUCGUUACUCUCGCCGUUGCUGGUCUUCUCUUUGCAGUCGCUAUGCUGCUCGGCGGCAUCCGCUUCCACCGCGUAAGCCGGGGCAAGAAGUCUGACCUUGGAGGCUUCAAAGGAUCAGCCAAACUAGCUUCAGAUGCCGAUUUGCAUCUGCCAAAGAACGCUGUUGCACCGGCGGGAAUAGUGAGCUUCGGCAAGGAUGGCGAUAAGAAGGUUACGCACGAGAGAGUCGGGAGCUGGGAGCUCAGGCAAAAGGAGUUUGGACCGAAGUCGGGCGACUUGGGAGACGAGUCGAGGAGGGUCAGCUUUGAGGCCAUUGAAGCAGCGUUGCACAAACCUGUUGAGCCUUCUGAGAGGGUCUGA